CCGAAAAAACUUGAUUUAAUUGUAUUUAAAAUAAAAUUUCCAAAGAAAUAAAUCCUUCGAAUCUGCCUGUUCAGUUUCUGUUUGAAUGUGAAGGGUUACAUGAAAAAAGCUCGUCUGGCCCUCUAUGCGAUUCACAGAGGGCCCGCUAUAGUAAAACAACGAGAGAGUAAUGUCAAGUGACAGUACAAUUGACCAAUCAUAUCUUCCCUCUAAAUGGGAGGGCUUUAUUAUCGCGGACUUUAUGACAAGUUCCGCCCGCUGCGCUGCCAAGUUUAUGCAUGUGAUAUAUCAACGGGUCAAGCUAGGCGGAAUUAGCAUACGUUCAUUCACGAUGGCUCACGUUAGUGAUAGUGAUGACAUCGUUGCGAAACUACUAACCGAGUCUUUUUCAAGAAUGAGUUACACGGAUAAAUUGGAGUUAAUUACCAAAGGGCGACCAACACCACAGCUUAAUUUGGUUCAAAAAACCAAACGGUUCGAGAGGCAUUUUAAUAUCGGCAAUUACGCCAGAUACAACUGGAUGACCGGAUCAACCAGGGAACACAAGCUGUACUGCUGGGAUUGCUUGCUUUUUGGAGCGGACAGUGGGUCAUGGGCCAGAGAUGGAUAUUCUGAUUUAGGAAGUUUAUCCAAAUUAGCACAUCGCCAUCAGAAUGCUUCAGGUCACCUCAGAGCUACUAUUCGGCUUAAAACAUUUGGGGACACCAGGAUAGAGCUCCAGCUGGAUGAGCAACAACGCCGGGGUGUCAUCCUUCAUAAUGAAAAGGUGAAGAGGAACCGAGGAAUUUUGAAACGCCUGAUAAAUUGUGUGGUGUACUUGGGCAAGCAGGAGUUGCCGUUCCGAGGUCACGAUGAGAGUGUAACUUCAUCAAACAAGGGGAAUUACAUAGAGUUGCUGGAUUUAGUGGCAGAAUAUGACAGCGACCUGCACACACACCUCGCCACAUCAACAGUAUUUACCGGCACAUCUUCAAGGAUUCAGAAUGACCUGAUCAGCGCUGUCGCUAGUGUAAUGACGGAUAGCAUGAAAGAGGAGCUGAGGAAGGCACCUUUUGUUGCGGUCAUGUUGGAUGAAACGACAGACAUUAGCAACGUGGCGCAGAUGUCAUAUGUGCUUCGAUAUGUCACUGACGAUGGGAUAAAAGAGCGUUUCUUCAAGUACGAAGAUGUGACAGAGGACAAACGAGCAGAGGCCAUAGCUACACGGCUGCUGGAGUUCCUGAGGGAGAGUGGCUGUAUUGACAAAGUGGUCGCGCAGUGCUACGAUGGAGCAGCUGUUAUGGCCUCUGGAUUGAAUGGGGUGCAAGCGAAAGUUAAGGAAACAAUUCCACAGGCCCUUUUCAUUCACUGCUAUGCUCACAUCUUAAAUCUCGUUUUGUCAAAUGGAGCUUCCAAGAUAAGAGAGUGUAAGGUCUUCUUCUCCCACCUCUCUGGCUUGGCCACCUUUUUCAGCCGCUCAGCAAAGCGCACCAAGCUACUGGAUGAUAUUUGCCAGCAUAGGCUUCCACGGGCAGCUCCUACUCGCUGGUGCUUUCAUUCUUGCUUGGUGUGCACAGUGGCAGAUAAGACCAGGGAAUUGAGAGAGGUGUUCGAGCACAUCGUAGACCAUCACACAGAGUUUGAUGACGAAACUGUUCAUUGCUCUGAUGGAUACAUCACCCUCCUUACCAGCUUCGAUUUCAGCUUUUGGUUGAAAACCUUCCACGCUAUCUUCUCCUACUCGGAUGUUGUUUUUGAAAUACUUCAGAACAAAGGUUUUGAUAUGCAGUUCUGCCUGGCCAGAGUGGAUCAGCUACAGCGACAAAUUGAACAGGAGAAGGGGAACUUUGACAGCGUCUACGAUGAAACCCAGGCUUUGGUUGGUCCUCCGCGCGGCCGUGGAGCUCAAGGAGACGUUCGUGCAUGUACAGGGAGCUCCACUGCAGCGUAA
Molecule: messenger RNA, 1930 nt
Organism: Gymnodraco acuticeps
Lineage: Eukaryota; Metazoa; Chordata; Actinopteri; Perciformes; Bathydraconidae
Product: zinc finger MYM-type protein 1-like
Exons: 2
Coding region: 170-1930 (586 amino acids)
Source: RefSeq, a predicted model, not a curated record